This is a messenger RNA of Talaromyces amestolkiae, 2064 nucleotides long. RefSeq lists its product as uncharacterized. The record is from RefSeq and is a predicted model, not a curated record. NCBI's taxonomy places the organism in Eukaryota, Fungi, Ascomycota, Eurotiomycetes, Eurotiales, Trichocomaceae. Gene Ontology annotation, biological process: DNA-templated transcription. Gene Ontology annotation, molecular function: zinc ion binding; DNA binding. The transcript has 10 exons. The coding region runs from base 1 to 2064 and encodes 687 amino acids.
AUGGAAGGCCGAAUCAGAACCGUCCAGACGCCGGCCAAAAGCCGGCGGUCACAAGCAUGCAAUCAAUGCCGGGUAAAAAAGAUUCGAUAUCGAGCUGUGGAAUGCGUUGUCACGGCUCGACGACGCCCGCGCCCGGUAGCUAGACAAAAUAACGAGCCAGCAGAUUUGUCUAGAAGCACUCACAAGAUUGAGGACUUGUUGCAAGCUCCAGCGGAGGGGAACACGACCCCUGCUGUUAAUCAAAUUACUCCUGGCCCCAACCCUAGCCCUAAUCCUUCAGCAAAUCAUCCCACCAUCACCAAAUCGCCAACUUUCAUCUAUCACCAUCCAGAUGGCCAGGUGGUUCAGCCACUUGCUGAUGUUCAUCCUUCUCCAGCCGUUCAUGAUGAGCAGAAUAUUGAAGACGAGGGUAGUAGUGUGUAUACGGCCGAAGCGCCAAAUUUAGAGUACUACGGUCCGCGAUCUAUUCUAUCCAUUUUCUCCAAACCAGCGGUAGCAUGGGUCAUGUCAAAAGUGAAAGCCCCUGGGUUUAGUAUUGUAGCCCUGCGGUUUGUUACCGAUGUGAGUCGCACGUUGAAAAUCAAUGACAACAACAAAUUGCCAUCUUCGCGGGCACCGGAGCCUCCUCCAGAAAUCGCAUGGCAGUAUGCAAAAGCAUUCUUUGAGGAGGCACCAGUUCAAUUGUUCGGCAUCGUGGAUCGCGUUUGGUUUGAGUCCCGACUUCGUGCCCAUCUCAAUAAUAGCAUGCCUGAUGACCCUUCCUACUAUGCAUUGCGAAAUAUCAUCUGGGCGACUGGGAGUCGGAUUGUGCACUCUAAAACAGCAAACAGCUUUAAUGAAACUUGGAGAACUGCCUGGGCUUGGUUCGAAAACGCCCUUGCCGUUCACACCGAAGUCAUUUUCCUGGGUUCUUUUAUGACCGUGGUUCAGGUUCUUAUCUUGAUGGCAUAUUAUAGUGACAGCAUAGGCAAGACAUCGUUGCAAUAUAUGCUCUGUUCUGAUGCCAUGCGGCUUGCCUGCGCCAAAGGACUACAUAGACAACCUGCUCGUUCCUGGAAUAUCUCACCGCAUGAAGUCUCACACAGGAAUUGGAUGUUUUGGUCCAUCUAUUGCCUAGAGAAACAGAUCUGCUCACGAUCAGGCCGUCCGUCGAGCAUAGAUGAUGAUGAGAUUAGUGCCAUAAUACCCGAGAGGGCAUUAAGCGGACAGCUAAAUGAUACGAUAUACUGCCAUGUAUCCAUUGAACUAAUGCGACUCUCUUCCACUACUAAAAAGCGCCUUUCUAGCGCAAAGGCUUUGCGACAAACUCCUGCUCAAUUGAUCGAAACAGUUCGCAGUUUGAGCCAGGAAUUGGAUGCUUUGAAAAAAUCUCUACAACAUAUUAUUGUACUGGACGCUCCAAUAGAGCUUUCCCAGUUGCCACAAGGGACGACGGUCCGUCAAGCCCAGUUGCUUCAAGCAUACUACUUCUCUCUCGUUCUAGAUAUUAAUACUCCUUUGGCCUAUCCGUGGUCAGGCGUGCGUGAAUCUGUUGAGCAGGAUAUGACAGCUCUUGCUCAGAUUGAAGCAUCAUGUAACGCCGUGGCAAACGUUUCGCGAGCAGGUAUUCUUGCAACCAGGCAGAUUCGCGUUGAUGUAAGCUGCACAGCACUAGUCGCCACGUAUACUCCAACAUACUGCUUCAGUAACCUUUUCCUUCAUAUUCUGCGUGAUCCCUCUACGGCACAGUCAGAUUUAGUCCUGUUAGAUAUGGCACUCGGAUACUUUUCCAACAUCGAGUUUGUCACCAACCUCGAGAUGCCCUUCCGAUUCGUAAGAGAAAUGUGCCAAUUCGCACGUCUGGCAGUGGAGGAAAUGCAAAAGGCGAAAGAAACCAUAUAUGAUAUGGAUCCUUCGCAAUCGACCCCUCUGUCUCGGGAUAAUAUGAUCGAUAUGCUGGCUUCGGAGACGCUGGAUAAUUUCUCUCUACAUGAAGACGAGCUCUUCAGAUGGCUUCCAGAUGACAAUGUUGAAUCCUGGGGCACUCUGCUCCCCUUUGUGGACUCAAUCGACUCUGUUCUAUGA